UGACUCACUUCCCUCAUUGCCCCACCCCAGAGCUCCUGUGCUCAGAUCUGACACAGACCCCUCCACCAUUAGAUGUGUUAGAACAGAAUAAGCCGUUGGCUUUUACACGUCCACAUUUCUGCUAAGCUUUUGUCCAGACUCACUCCAAAGAUCACGACAGGAUGCCUCUUGGAGGAGGAAAUAAAUGUGGCUGCUGUCAGAAAACCGUCUACUUUGCAGAGGAAGUUCAAUGUGAAGGGCGGAGCUUCCACAGAUCCUGUUUCCUGUGCAUGGUCUGCAGGAAAAAUCUCGACAGCACUACUGUGGCCACCCAUGAGAACGAGGUCUAUUGCAAGUCCUGUUACGGCAAAAAAUACGGGCCCAAGGGUUAUGGAUACGGCGCUGGUGCAGGAACUCUAAGCAUGGACAAAGGAGAGUCCCUGGGCAUUCAAUCUCAGGAACCUCAACCACACCAGCCGACCAAUAACCCCAACACAUCCAAGUUUGCUCAAAAGUUUGGGAGCUCCGAUGUGUGUCCACGUUGCAGUAAGGCCGUUUAUGCUGCCGAGAAAGUCAUAGGGGCAGGAAAUGCAUGGCAUAGGGGUUGUUUCCGGUGUGCCAAGUGCGGUAAAGGGCUCGAGUCCACAACUUUAGCUGACAAGGAUGGAGAAAUCUUUUGUAAAGCUUGCUAUGCCAAAAGCUUUGGACCGAAGGGUUUUGGAUACGGUCAAGGGGCCGGCGCGCUGUCACACACUCAAUAGACCGGCAACACACAAGUCACAUUCCUAAUUCCUGUACAAGCCUGCACGGUCACCUGCUCACGUGCAGUUGUGAGUGACUGCAUGUCAAUGUCAGGAAACCGAGAAAAAUUGACACAUUCCACAUUUCAAAGACAUCAUAAACGUCUCGGCUUAAAUCUCCAACAUAACCAAACACUUGGAAGAACAUCAACUAUGUUAACAAAGCAUGGGAUUAACACUUAAUCUACUCACUUAAAAUGAUCACUUCAAGUGGCACAGAUUUAGUGCAAUUUGAGCUCUGCUUUCUCUUCAUAGAUGUGCUGUUUGUUCCUUAUAAUGGAUUGACAUGUCACACGUUCAAGCUUAAUCACUGUAAAGAAUGUUCCAUUAUUUCAAAUAUGCAAGAUUUUCAAGCAUUCCUUGGCUAAAGAUGCCAUCACCCAAUAAACCCGACCCUCUUUAAUCACCAACACGUGCAUGUCCUCAUCACCACCUCCUUUGUGGUGCCGCCACCAUUCCUCACUUCUUCUUCUGGUCUUGCACUUACCUGCAUGAUGGAUUCCUAGUUUACUCACCUGUGUGCUCUUCCUCAGCUCAGGAUCUACCCGUUUUCCAGUGCCACCAUACAAUCUAUUACUCCAAAGACAAAGACUGUUUUAUAUAAGUCACCCAGGACUUUACAUUUGCUUGCAAAGUUAUUUACCUGUCUGAUGUUCUAUACUUCAAUAAACUUUGUUAUAUUUAAAUUUCCCUUAUCCGUUAUCUUCUUUGACGUGACAGAACCAAGGUUAACCUUUUUAUUUUACUGUCAAUUGAACAAACACAUACAGUAUAUUGAGGGGUGAGAACCAGAGGGGCGUAAGUGACAUUUGACCAACUUUACAGAAGGGCCAGAACAAAAAUAUUAUCAUAGUUUGAUCUAACUUUAUUUUCAUCAGACGCACACGCGGUGUCACGGUUACGUGUCUGGAUGGAACUUAACUUCCGAUCUCUGUUUGUUUAUGUUUACUGGUCUGGCUAGGCUCAACUCAACUAAACUAAUACCUCGUUGAAAUAACAAAUGUUUUGGUUUCGAGACAGCGAUCAUGGAUCACUGCUAUGUGAAAUAAGGUUUGGCAGCCGAUUUGUAGUUAAGGUCGUUUUAUUUAGUACACAUUUUACAGUGUAGUUUUUGAUACAUUUUAGCUAUGAUUUAAACCAAGGUAAUCUACUUGUUUAUUUAGCUUGUUAUCAGAAAUAAACUAGCCUACUCUAAAAGGACUGUUUUUAUUGAAUCUUUGCCGGAGUUUACCGGAUGUUACACUUGUUCCACGAAAGUCAUUUACGCUCUUCUGGUUCUUACUCCUCCAUACGCAUUUUGAUCAUACUGUAAUGAGAUCAAAUCUACAUUCAAUUUAUUUAUUUUUAUACAUUUUUAGGUUUUCUGUUCCUUUCAAUUUGAUAUUCAGAUAUCUUUAUACACUCUUAAAAAAAUGGUAAUGAAAAUUCUCCUCUUAAAUGUGAAAAAAAAAUUGGUUUGUAUGAUGUCAUUUGAAAACAUGUGCAGAAUAGUACAUGAAGAGAUGUUUGUAACUGUAUGCUGCUUAUUUUUGCAUUUAUACUCUUACUUUGCAUUUACUUUUUUUUAUCAAAAUGUUUCAUGACACCUCAUAAGUCUAAUUUCGCAAGAAUCACCCAGCAGUUGGUUUAAAUUAAUCCAUAAAAUGACUAUAUUUGACCCAACAAUUGGUUGAAACAACCCAGACUAGGUUAAAGGUGCUGUGUGUAGAUUUUAGCACAUCUAGUGGUGAUUGCGAAUUGUAACCAACAGCUCAGCUCACUCCUCUCUUUCAAAAAGCAUAUACAAAAGCCAGGGGCGUCGGACUGGGGGUAAAACCUGUACUGAUUACCAGGGCCCCAAAGGAAGAGAGGGCCCUUGAAAAGUCUGAAAUAUAUAAUGGGGGUGGGGCAUGGGGGCCCAUCAGAACUGCCUAUGCAUAGGGCUCGAGGUCUUCUUCAUCGCCCCUGACAAAAGCUACAGUAGCCACCACAGGACAUGUCAUCAUCU
Paramisgurnus dabryanus is the source of this 2766-nucleotide messenger RNA. Lineage: Eukaryota; Metazoa; Chordata; Actinopteri; Cypriniformes; Cobitidae. The record is from RefSeq and is a predicted model, not a curated record.